GAGGCAGAUAAACCCUCCGUGGAAAGUUUGAGGACGCUCUUUGGACCUUCGGAGAGGAGGCUGAGUGCGGCUCUGUACGUACCGAACAUCUGUGGAUGUAACAGAUAAUCUGGAAGUUGCAUUAGUGAAAAGCCACCGACAGCGGCCACCAUGGAUAGCGGAUCCAAUCAAACCAUUCACCCGAGCUGCAGGAGCCAACCUCCUCUCGCUAUCGACAUCAUCAUCAAAUUGGACAUUUUUGGCAUCAUCCUGUACUCUGUGCUGACCUUCAUGGCCACAGUGUCCAUGCUGCUCUACAUAGAGGAGUGUAUCUACAUCUACAAGAAAGUGCCUUCCAAUAAGAAGAGUGUGAUCAUCUGGGUGAAUGGGGCAGCACCGGUCAUUGGCACCAUGUCUUGUUUGGGGAUGUGGAUCCCCAGAGCCACCAUGUUUACUGAUAUGACCUCUGCCUGUUACUUUGCCAUUGUGGUGUUCAAGUUCCUGAUCCUGAUGCUGGAGGAGCUGGGUGGUGACGAGGCGUUCCUGAAGCGAGCAGGGAAACAUAAACUUAGGAUCAGCACAGGGCCGUGCUGCUGCUGCUGCCCCUGUCUGCCACAUGUGGCCAUCACACGGCGCUCUCUCUUCCUGCUCAAGCUUGGCUCGUUCCAGUUUGCUCUCCUGAAGAUUGUCUUCACCAUCCUUUCCAUUGUUCUCUAUACCAACGGAACGUUUGACCUUUCAGAUUUGAGCAUCACAGGAGCCACUAUAUGGAUUAACCCGUUUGUGGGCAUCUUGACAAUCAUAGCCCUGUGGCCCGUAGCCAUCAUGUUCAUGCACCUGAAGGGUGCCCUGCGGACUCUCAAGAUCAUCCCCAAGUACGCCAUGUACCAGUUGGUGCUGGUCCUAAGCCAGCUGCAAACAGCUAUCAUCAACAUCUUGGCUUUAAAUGGAACCAUCGCCUGCGCACCGCCGUUCUCCGCCCCAGCUAGAGGAUAUAUGAUGAGUCAGCAGCUUCUGAUCCUGGAGAUGUUCAUCAUCACGCUGGUAACACGUCUGCUGUACCGCCGACAGUAUGAUCCUUUACCUGAAGAGGACGAAGACAUCAAUGAAAACACCAAGAUGGUUGCAAUCCCUGUGUCUGCAUGAGAACUGUGUGUGUGUGUGUGUGUGAGAGAGAGAAAGAGAGAGAGAGAAUGUGUGUGUGUGUGUGUGUGUGUGUGUGAGAGAGAGAGAGAGAGAGUGUGUGAAAGUUUGUGAGAGUGUGUGUGAGAUAUACAUAGAGAGAGUAUGUGUUUGUGUAUAAUUUUUAUAAUUUUUAUUUCCUGUAUGAAAAGAUUAUAUAAGUCUAUAUGAAUUAAUGUAAUAAAACCCAGAUUCCAAAACACUGUGAAAAAUGUAAUAAAAACUGAAACACAGUGUGUAAAUUUAAAAUUCUUGUGGAGGUUCAUUUAGGGUCACAGAGGUGCAAACUGUCCAAAACUAUUCACUUUUAUAUUUUACAGGUCCAUUUUUUCUUUGUAAUUUCCAAAGAAGUGUGUUGGGAAAUAAACUAGUAGUUAUUACAGGGAAAAUGGAAAAAGCUGUGAAGAAUGUCUUUCAAGGAACUGCUCACAACUGCUAAAAAUUGUUUUGUUCUUAAUUUAUUUGUACAAAUUUCAUUUUCCAUGUAUGUUGAAUUGUAUGUCUGCUGGUAGACAAAUUUGACAUUUUUCAGUCUCCAAUCAGCUGAAGUACCAAAAUUGUAGUUCUAUGAAUUCAAACUAACAUGCAGUUACUUCACAACAAGUAAAAGUCCUGCAAAAUUAAGUAAAACUACAAAAGUAUCAGCACCAAAAUGUACUUAAAGUAUCAGAAGUAAAAGUCCUCGUUAUGGAGAAUGGCCUCAGAUUGUUAUACAAAUUCUAAAUAUAUUAUUUUAUUAUAUGCAUCCAGCAUUUAUGUAAGCAGCGUUUUGGGGGGUCUCAUUUUAACUACUUAACAUACUAUUUUUUUUAAAUGUCCAAUCAAUUUAAAUUGAUCAUGUUUCAUGUUAAAUCUUGACCUGAAAAAAAGUUAAUAGUAACUCGAGCUGGCAGCUAAAUGUAGUGGAGUAAAAAGUACAAUAUUUGCCUAAAAAUGUAGUGAAGUAGAAGUAAGUAAGUAGAAGCAAAAUUGUAAGUAAAGUACUUGAGUAAAAUAGUUAGUUACAUUCCACCACUGAUAACAUGUCAGCUAAAUUCUUGGAAAUUACAACAAAAAAUGGCACCUCUAAUAUAAAGUGGCACCAAUAACUUAUACCCACUGUCUUUUUGACAGCUCCCAGGUGUACUCACAUAUCAAAUGAUUGUCAUAACAGGAAAGUACAGGACAGUAAAACCUUAGUUACAAAGAAACAAUGACGCACGAAUUGAAGUGAAAUGAGUUUGUGAGAGGCGUUGUCUCUCAGUUGUUGUUCUGACCAUUGGAUGUAAUGUUUCAUAUGUUUUUACUAUCUGCCAAUUAAAUCCCGCACAAGGCUGUGAUUCGAUACUAUCUGUUCGUCAAGUGUUUUCUUUAAAGAUUUUCUACAACAACAGUAUUUCAUAAAUGAUGACAAACUGUAAUUUGCGGUCUGGGUUACAACUACUGGACCUUUACUGUCACUAUUAUCAUGUACAAUAAAAGCAUUUUAAACAUC
This is a messenger RNA of Centropristis striata (black sea bass), 2635 nucleotides long. RefSeq names its product solute carrier family 51 subunit alpha (gene slc51a). Gene Ontology annotation, biological process: transport. NCBI's taxonomy places the organism in Eukaryota, Metazoa, Chordata, Actinopteri, Perciformes, Serranidae. Gene Ontology annotation, molecular function: transporter activity. The transcript is spliced from 8 exons. The coding region runs from base 151 to 1125 and encodes 324 amino acids. The record is from RefSeq and is a predicted model, not a curated record.